CUGAUUAUCUCUAACUCACCGUAUGUACGAUAUUCAGAAAAAUUAAGUAACAAUUUUGGAAAUUAAUAAAGUUCACUCACUGUUGACAACUUAAAGCAGUAAAUAGAAUUUGACUAUGUCGCUGGCGUGUCAUUUGCAAGUGGCAUGUGCUCAUAGGUUAGAUUUUUAGAAUUGCUCAUCGGUUCAAUUUAUGUAAACUUACAUUAUGGAGAAUGGAGGUUUCGAAGUAAGAGUAAUUGACGGAGAAAAGGGAAAAGGACUUUUUGCUGUUCGUUCAUAUAAAGAAGGUGAUAUCAUUUUUGAAGAAAAGCCAUUUGUGUCGUGUCAGUUUUCAUGGAAUGCUGAUUAUGGGUAUCUAGCAUGCGACAAUUGUAUGAAACCUCUUGAAAAUGCUGAAGAAAAUGCUCGACGUCUAUGUGGGAAAAAGGAUAUUAUUUUAUCCCAUAUGGAAUGUUGCGAAACUAAUAAGGAACUAAUUACAGAAUGUCCAUUAUGUGGAAUACAAUACUGUAGCAAAGACUGCCAGAAUGAAGCGUUUCAAAGAUACCAUAAAAUACUUUGUUUACAAUCGAGGGAUAAAAAUGAUGCUCAUCCUUUAGUACAAUUAAAUGAGACAUGGAAGCAAAUGUACUACCCUCCUGAAACAGCUACUGUUAUGCUAUUGGCAAGAAUGGUUGCACUAAUAAACCAAGCAACUGAUAAGUCAGCAAUAUUGUCUACGUUUUCUCAAUUUUGCCAUCGAACUACGAGUGACUCCCAAGAGAUUGCACAUAAUUUACUUAGAGAUGAAUUUGUUGGACAAAUUGACGUACUUAGACAAAUGAUGCAAAAUGCACUAAACACUGAAAAUGUGCCAGAGUGGUUUACACCAGAAGGGUUUAGAAGCUUAUUGGCUCUCAUAGGCACAAAUGGUCAAGGCAUUGGUACCAGUGCGUUUGGCUGCUGGGUAAAAAAUGUAUCUGCUUUAGAAAUGCCAAGAGAUGAAAGAAUUCAAGUUGAUAAGUUAAUUGACCGAAUUUACAAUGAUAUGGAAGAAGUGGUUGGAUCAUUUUUAAACAAUGAGGGCUCUGGUCUGUAUGUACUGCAGUCAGCAAUAAAUCACAGUUGUGUACCAAAUGCAAUCAUUGAAUUUCCUUAUUCUAAUAGUACACUUGUACUGAAAGCAAUGCGAGAUAUCCAACCUGAUGAAGAAAUCUGUAUUACUUAUUUGCACACUUGUAGUUUGGAAAGAAGCAGGCAUUUUCGCCAGAAAGCAUUAAGUUCGUACUACUUGUUUGUUUGUCGAUGUGACAAGUGUCUAAAACAAGCCGAUGAUCCAGAUGUUACAUCGUCCGAUGAUGACGAUGAUGACGAAGAAUAUGAUGACAUGUCUGACUGAAUCUAAUAUUUGCAUGCAGUUCUGACUCCAUUGUUUCACAAUAUUUUAUAAGCAUUGUUUUUUCAGGCGUUAGCCAAUAACGUAAAUAAAGAAUCAUACCUAUUA
Molecule: messenger RNA, 1483 nt
Organism: Orussus abietinus
Lineage: Eukaryota; Metazoa; Arthropoda; Insecta; Hymenoptera; Orussidae
Gene: Smyd5
Product: SET and MYND domain-containing protein 5
Exons: 5
Coding region: 206-1378 (390 amino acids)
Molecular function (GO): histone H4K20 methyltransferase activity; protein binding
Source: RefSeq, a predicted model, not a curated record